GUUAUUAUUUUAUUGUUUUCUCAUAAUGUUAGUCGACACCUGUAUAGUAAUAUCAGACUGAUCUUCAAACCUAACGGUGGAUCUUCUGUGUUGAAGUCGUCAGUCGGUGCGUCCUCGUGCGCGCGUGCGCACGCGCACUCUCAAGGUGCGUCUCGCCUCUGAUCUGAGGACAGUUUGAAACCGGCGAACACAAUGCAGCACAUGUCUUCUCCGGUCAGAUUCCGCAACAGUAAGAAAGCUGCAACUUUCUCAGAAAAGCAGCUGUCCAGCUUGUCCAUAGAGGACCAGGAAGACAUACAGUUCCCUUUUGCGAUGAGAGAUCUGCCCCCUGUCUCUCACUCGGCUGGGCAGCUUCAUAUGACAGACCAUCACAUGGCAGAGGAACCAUCCAGUGAGAGAUUCUCUGGCUUUCCCACGAAUCCCCCUCGUCCCUGUCCCAGCCCGUGCUCGCCGAAGAUUCCUCCCAGAGCGAAUCCUGCUGGACUGAACUCACAGAUUCCACCUUUACCCAUGAGGAGUCCAGUCGUGUCUCAGGUGUCUGUGGACUGUCCACUCAGCCCGGCCUCACGACCACGCAGCCCCUGGGGGCGCUUUGAUCCCUACGACUCUCCAGAGGAUCAGGAUAAGGAGUAUGUGGGUUUUGCCACAUUACCCAAUCAGGUUCACAGGAAGACAGUGAAGAAAGGUUUCACGUUCACGCUCAUGGUGGCUGGAGAGUCUGGUCUCGGCAAAUCCACACUAAUCAACAGUUUGUUUCUCACUGACCUCUACAAAGACAGGAAAGUUCCUAAUGCUGAAGAACGGAUCAGCCAAACGGUCGACAUCAUCAGACACACGGUGAGCAUUGAGGAGAAAGGAAUCAAACUGAAGCUGUCCAUCAUAGACACACCGGGGUUUGGAGAUGCCAUCAACAACACAGAAAGCUGGAGGCACGUGGAGGACUACAUUGACCACCAGUUUGAACAGUACUUCAGGGAUGAGAGCGGGUUGAACCGAAAGAACAUUCAGGACAACAGAGUCCACUGCCUUCUCUAUUUCGUCUCUCCGUUUGGCCAUGGCCUUCGUCCUGUGGAUGUGGGGUGCAUGAGAGCCCUGCAUGAGAAAGUCAACAUAAUUCCUCUUUUGGCCAAAGCGGACAGCCUGACACACUCAGAGCUCCACAGAAAAAAAAUGAAGAUCAGAGAGGAGAUUAAAGAGUUUGGGAUAAACAUCUACCAAUUUCCAGAGUGCGACUCAGACGAGGACGAAGACCUGAAGACACAAGAGCGGAUUCUCCAGGAUAGCAUACCGUUCGCUGUGAUUGGGAGCAACAUUCAAGUGGAGAGUAAAGGCCGCAAGUUCAGGGGUCGUUCCUAUCCAUGGGGAGUUGUAGAAGUAGAGAAUCCGGCUCAUUCGGAUUUCCUGCUGCUGAGGAACAUGUUGGUGAGGACUCACAUGCAAGACCUGAAAGACGUAACCAGAGAGAUGCACUAUGAAAACUACAGGGCCCAGUGCAUCCAGAACAUGACGCUCAUGAUGGUGCAGGAAAAGAAACGCAGUUUGCAUGAGAGGUUUCAAGCAGGAAGAGAGGCGGAGUUCCCCUUACCGCUGGCAGCCAUUGACACCGAGAAGGAGAGGCAGAUCAUUGAGAAAGAUGAGGAGCUAAGGAGGAUGCAAGAGGUGCUGGAUAGGAUCCAGGAGCAGAUGCAACACAGCCAGAGAGGCAGUUGUUGAUUCCCUCAUGGAUCCCUUAGAGCUGAGAAACACGGAUCACGGAGGAGGCAAUGGCAACCAGGAAAAGAAAGCUGCCAUGUCUGGAAUGACACCCUCUCUAAGGGUGCGCAUUUUUUAGAGGAACAGUUCAAAGGAAAGUGUAACAGAAUUUGCAGAGUUUAGCAUCAUUAUUUCAUGCCGUGCAAAUUGCUUGUGGUAUUUCCCAGCAUGCAUCCAGAGGAAAUAAGGCUGUGCAGCUGAUCUGAAUGAUGAUAAGGACUCUAGUAUGUUACUUUUUAAUUGUGUGCACUGCCAUCUAGUGGUUGACAUUUUCAACGUGUGAUAUUUUUGAUGACGGCUUUUUGUGUGCAUUUUUUUUUGUAUCUUACAUUUUCUGUUUUCCAACAUAAAAUAAAAACUGCUGUUAAAGGA
Messenger RNA from Oryzias latipes (Japanese medaka), 2124 nucleotides. RefSeq names its product septin-5. Lineage: Eukaryota; Metazoa; Chordata; Actinopteri; Beloniformes; Adrianichthyidae. The record is from RefSeq and is a predicted model, not a curated record. Gene Ontology annotation, molecular function: GTP binding.